CGGCCUAAAACUCCAUACUCCCAGACCAUGCAUGCUCCGCAGCAGACGUUCCUCAUCGUUCAUCGAUCUCUGGCGCACAAAUACGGGCCUCUGCGGAUACGAUCCGGAUCUCCAGUAGGCUAUGCUUGCACUCGCCUCGAACUCAACGUCAUCUUGCCCAGGCCUACAGCCGUCCAAAUUCGCUGUUCGGUUCAUGGGGAAGCGUAAUGUCAAAGUCCGGACUGCCCCGCCAAGGUUGUUCUCGCUCCCGACACCGGAGUGUGGGAUUAUCCUCAUUUUUCCAUCAGUCGACAAUCUCGCCCGCACGAGGGGAGGUAGAGAUACCAAGGUGUGGACCACUAGUCUCCACAUAACACAGCUAUCGAUAGACAGAUCCCGUUGCGACAGACUGAUGACUAUGCUGUCACGAGCAUGUCUGCAGACUUCUGGGCCGGCUACAUCAGUGGCGCGGCGGGCAUCGUAAUCGGAAAUCCUCUCGACUUGCUUAAAACUAGAUUACAAGCUGGCGAUACAAGCGUGCGUGCGACGUCGCCUGCCUCGCUGCGUGGAACGUUCGACAAGGCCGGUACGCUCGUCAGAGGAGCUACAGCGCCAAUCCUUGGCUACGGAGCCCUCAAUGGCUUGCUUUACUAUACGUACAACCGCUCGCUCACACUCCUCAACGAGUCCUUCCAGCAUCCGACUGAUCUGACCAAGGUAUGGCUUGCCGGUGCCAUGGGCGGGCUCGCCAGCUUCAUCGUCAGCGCGCCGACCGAGUUGAUAAAGUGCAGGGCCCAAGUCGCCCAUGCCUCCUCCGGCUCGGCGACGAGCUCCUUCGCCAUUGCGAAAGAGAUAUGGUCCUCUCCCUCCCACGGCGGGAUCCGCGGGCUGUACUUCGGCGGCGGCGUGACAAGCGUGCGAGAUGCCGUCGGCUACGGUUUCUACUUCUGGAGCUAUGAGCUGUCCAAGCGGCUUCUCCAUGCCGACAGCCCAGACGACACCUCGAGACAAGCAGGUGUCAAGAUCCUAGUCGCGGGUGGCAUAGCCGGCGUCGUGACGUGGGCCAGCAUCUUUCCGCUCGACGUAAUCAAGACGCGCGUGCAGACACAGGCAUUUGCUUCAUCGCGUGGUUCAGGCUCAGAGAACGAGCCUCUUCUCAAGCCAUUUCGGCGAAUGGGCGCCUUGGAUGUUGCAAGGCAAGCCUACGCCAGCGAAGGGCUUGCAGUGUUCUUUCGUGGACUAGGCAUCUGCAGCGUGAGGGCUUUUAUUGUCAACGCUGUUCAAUGGGCCGUGUAUGAAUGGAUGAUGCGAGUGUUGGCUGGAGCGAGCGCAAAAGAAGGCUUACAUCAUGACGUGGAAACUGGGAAGAGCUUAGUAGAUAUGUAGAUGUUACACUUAAGAAGUCAAUAAAAAAGCUUUAGAUGUUCGUCGAAUAGUAAUACAUACGGCCG
Molecule: messenger RNA, 1430 nt
Organism: Verruconis gallopava
Lineage: Eukaryota; Fungi; Ascomycota; Dothideomycetes; Venturiales; Sympoventuriaceae
Exons: 2
Coding region: 412-1365 (317 amino acids)
Biological process (GO): transport
Molecular function (GO): transmembrane transporter activity
Source: RefSeq, a predicted model, not a curated record